Messenger RNA from Vitis riparia (riverbank grape), 3271 nucleotides. RefSeq lists its product as uncharacterized. NCBI's taxonomy places the organism in Eukaryota, Viridiplantae, Streptophyta, Magnoliopsida, Vitales, Vitaceae. Gene Ontology annotation, molecular function: RNA nuclease activity. The record is from RefSeq and is a predicted model, not a curated record. The transcript is spliced from 3 exons. Gene Ontology annotation, cellular component: peroxisome. Gene Ontology annotation, biological process: regulation of gene expression. The coding region runs from base 105 to 2063 and encodes 652 amino acids.
CGCAAUUGCAGAGUGAGGGGAAGAGAGAGAGAAGGGGAGAGGAGUGGAGUGGGUAGAUGCUAUCGUGCGCCUGAAGUCAUCGUUAAGCUCUAUCAUCGUGAUCUAUGGGAGGGGAUGGAAACGGUGGCACAGCGGCGCGUGCGACGCUCCCGGCCGAGCCUCAGUACGUGUCGGUAAAGACGUCGGUGUGGUGGGACAUCGAGAACUGCCAGGUCCCCAAGGGCUGCGAUCCACACGCCAUCGCUCAGAACAUCAGUUCCGCGCUGGCCAAGUUGUACUACAGUGGUCCAGUCUCCAUAUCUGCCUAUGGCGAUACAAAUCGCAUCCCGGCUUCUGUGCAGCAGGCGCUCUCCAGCACCGGCAUCGCUCUCAAUCACGUCCCCGCCGGUGUGAAAGAUGCAAGUGACAAGAAGAUUUUAGUUGAUAUGCUGUUCUGGGCGGUGGAUAAUCCUGCCCCAGCUAAUUAUUUGCUGAUUUCUGGUGAUAGAGAUUUUUCUAAUGCUCUCCAUCAGUUGCGAAUGAGAAGAUAUAACAUACUUCUAGCACAACCACAAAAAGCAUCUGCUCCGCUAAUUGCUGCAGCAAAGAGUGUAUGGUUAUGGACAAGCCUUGUUGCUGGAGGAUUCCCACUAUCAAGUGGUGAAUCAUCACAACUUGCUGAUUGUAACAAUGUGUUCAACCCUGAAAUGUCUCAGUAUCCAGUUCCCGAGACCAUGCAAACAAGCCAACCUGUGGAUUCCAAUUCUGAUGGUCUUUCUGCAGGAACUCAGAAGUUUUUUUCUGUGGGGAGGGUUGGUGAUAGUAAAUCCAAAGGGAAAUUGAUCCGGAAAAUUGCAAAUCAACCAAACAUAACAAGAGCUUCAAGUGUGCUAGUUGGGAUUCAGGAGAGCAACAGUUUCUCUCACCAACCAGAAUAUACACAGGGAAAGCAGUUUAAGAAAGCUCCUCAUGAAUUCUUUGGUGCUAGUGAGUCUGUAGUAUCUGCAAAUGGGUCUACUCCCAAUUACUUUCAAGGGAAUCCUGACUCUUCAGGGAUCAAUGGCAAUAACUUCAUUGGAAAUCCACAAGAUCACUAUCCUCAUCCUUUGAGGCCAAACAACAUCCCUACGCAAGCUAGUUUUGCUUCAAAUAAUCUGUAUCCACCAAAUUCUUAUAGCCAUGGUUUUCGACCAAUGCCUCCCAGAUCUGAAGGUCCGAGAUUUCCCUCGGCUCCACCUGCAAAUGUGCCUGAUAUUAGCCGGCUAAGUAUGUCUGAAUACCCCAACUAUGCUCAAAAUCCUCCUAAUUUUCAUCAACGCAUUGGAGGAGAGUACAAACCAUACUCUAGCGAGUCUCCACACCCACCAGGUUUAAAUGUACCACAGAAAGGCUAUCUCCCACACACAAGUCAGCUGCUCUACCAGGAUACUUCAAGCAAUAGGUAUCCUGGUGGUCCUGAUUUGCCAGCCCAUUCGUCCUCCCCAUUGGGUGCCAACUCUGUUUCCAGUAAUGGUGUGUGGGGCUCACAAGGAUGUCCACAACCAUCUGAAUACGUGCAAGGUCUUAUAGGGGUUAUUCUACUUACUUUAAACACCUUAAAAACUGAAAAGAUUAUGCCUACCGAAGUGAAUAUAAGCGAUUGCAUUCGUCAUGGAGAUCCAAAACAUCAAAAUACUGAUGUGAGAAAGGCCCUGGAAAGUGCUGUUGAGCAGCAAAUGGUAGUGAAGCAAAAUUUAGGUGCAGUACAGUUGUAUGUUGGUAAAAAAGAGAGAUUAUGGAAGUGUGUGAACCCUAUAGGUGGUAAUCCUAAUCAAUAUCCAAAAGCAACAUGGGAUAGAAUUCAAAUGUUUUUAGCUACCUCUAUAGGACGAUCAGCAAUAAUGGCUUCUCAAUGCAAGUAUGAGGCAGCAUUGAUUCUUAGAAACAAGUGCUUAGAAGAGUUUGCUUUGGGUGAUGUGCUCCAGAUCUUGAAUAUGCUAAGCACAAUGAAGAAAUGGAUUGUAAAUCAUCAGUCAGGAUGGCAACCAAUUACAAUUACUCUUGCAGAGACAAAUACUGAUAUAAAUACUGAAACUUCUGCUUGAGUUAAUGAUGAUGAGUCAAGGUACUGGAAAGUGGCUCUAAGACACUUCAGCAGCAGAAUUUAAUUUUGGGUUUUUGGAUUUGGGAACUGGAGGUAGGUGGGUCACUUUUAAAAGAAUUAUAAUCGUAAAGGUAUGAAGAAACUAUGGUGAAUAAGAACUUUUAGAUUGAGAGUCAAGUGAAUAGGGAUAGGGGUCUUGUUUUUCAUUUGUGUUUGUGUGGGUUUCAGUGGAUUUGAUAGGAAAAAGGAAAGUUCAUUUUGGAUAAAGGUCAACCAUCGCACUCCGUGUCAUUUCUCUCAUGGUCCUGAAUUACAACUAUAACCUACUUGCUGCAUCUAAAGUCUGUCCUGCUUAGGUAGGUUGCACCUGCGCUAUGAAGCUUCUGUCUGGUGUCAUUGUUGCUGGAAGUUGUUUAAUUAGGAUAAAACCUAAAGCCCUUGUUUUAAAGUAUGAUUUGUUUAAGAGAAGCUCUUCUCUGGAAGGAUUGAUGGUCUUCUCCUUUGGCAUGUAGACUUGCAAGCAAGUUGUGUAAGCAAUGGACUAGUUACGAGUCUUGUUACAUUUAGUGGCUUAUGGAGAUAAGCUCUACUGUCCAGACAGAGGCAUAAAAGGGGCAGGGAGAUAAGAAUUCUAGUUCUGCCAUUUUUUCAUGGGAUUCUGCAGAUUACUUAAUGGACAGGAAGCAAUUCAUGGAAGAACAAGAUUCAAGCAGGUAUAUAGUUAUCAUUGAAGCCUUCAAGUACGAUAAUGCCAGAAAGCUUGAGAUGGAGGGCAACUGGUAUCUUGUGAUUAAGGUCAAGGAAGUAUAGUAAGAAAGCUACAUUCAUGGUUAUGCGGUUAUGCUGUUGCUGUUGCUGUUGCUGGAUCAUGAAUGAUAUAGUAUGGUAUGAUCAUAAAUACUGGAAAUCAAUGCUGGAAUACUUCAGCUGAAAUGUUAUAUUACUUUUAUCAUGAAAAUCUAUGUUUGUGUUCAUAAACUUUUGUUGGGGGAAAAAAUAAAGUUAGAACCUGAGAAUAUUAGUUAAACAUUGAAAUGAAUGCUUGUGUGUAGCUCUGUGUAAACUGUUUUUUCCCCCAGUUAGUAAGACCUGUUUGGAUGUUUCUGCCCUGAAUCCUAUUUGUGCUUGCUGCAUAUGGCCUGUAGGAUGCUAAGCAAGAGAACUUGAUGCUAAAAAGCCCCUUUAAGGUUUCCUUUUUCCCUUCUUACA